Molecule: messenger RNA, 229 nt
Organism: Drosophila montana
Lineage: Eukaryota; Metazoa; Arthropoda; Insecta; Diptera; Drosophilidae
Product: large ribosomal subunit protein eL39-like
Exons: 1
Coding region: 32-214 (60 amino acids)
Biological process (GO): translation
Cellular component (GO): cytosolic large ribosomal subunit; ribosome
Molecular function (GO): structural constituent of ribosome
Source: RefSeq, a predicted model, not a curated record
AGCUAUACCCCUACUCAUACCCCUCUUUCCGAUGAAGCCUUUGACGAAGCUGGUAAAAAUGGCGGCACAUAAAUCGUUUCGUAUCAAGCAGAAAUUAGCUAAAAAGCUGAAGCAAAACCGAUCAGUACCACAAUGGGUUUGCUUGCGGACUGGAAAUACUAUACGGUACUGCGCCAAACGUCGUCAUUGGAGGCGCACUAAGUUGAAGCUGUAAAUUUAUGGAUAUGCA